Eriocheir sinensis (Chinese mitten crab) is the source of this 7061-nucleotide messenger RNA. RefSeq lists its product as uncharacterized. The record is from RefSeq and is a predicted model, not a curated record. The coding region runs from base 2748 to 3818 and encodes 356 amino acids. NCBI's taxonomy places the organism in Eukaryota, Metazoa, Arthropoda, Malacostraca, Decapoda, Varunidae. The transcript has 2 exons.
UGUGAAAUUUGGCUAACUUGCAAUGUUUCUGAUCCAGUUAUCAGUAUAUCGGGUUAUAAUUUUUUUCCGAAAUGACUCUCCCUUAAAUCUGAGAAUUCAUGGUGUCGGGAUUUACAUUCGAGAUGAUAUUAAAGUAGGGAAAACUUAUUCAGAUCAUCCGAAUAAUGUUGGGGUAUUUUUGCCUGAUUUUGGCGUUACCAUAUUAGUAGUUUACAGGCCCCCAAGUAAUUCUUUGGAAGAUAAUAUUGCUCUUGUUUCAUACCUGGAAUCUUCCUGUGUUGGAAAAGAAUUAAUACUGGUUGGUGACUUUAAUCUCCCUUCUGUUGUGUGGUCCACUGAGGUUCCUUAUUGCACUUCCUCUAUUGAUAUUAGAUUUCUAGAUUUGUUUUCAUCUUUGGGUCUUAUACAGUGGGUUACGCAAUGUACUUUUGUCCGGUCUAAUAAUAUACUGGACUUGGUCUUUACAUCUGAAGAUGAUAGAAUUUCCCAUGUCAGUCUAAUAGACCCCUUUCCAGGUUGUGACCAUUUUCCAGUUUUGUUUGAGUAUUUAUUUAAUUCUAAUCCAAACAUUAAUAAUAUACAUAACAACUUUGACUUUUAUAAUGGCAACUACACCUUGUUAAACGAUCACAUUUUGAAUUUUGAUUGGGAUAAUGAAUUCCUUGGCUUAGAUAAUGAACAAUCAUAUUUAAGAUUUAAAAGUUUAAUGCUUAAUGCCAUUCAGCUAUUUAUUCCAAUUAAGAAGGCAUUAGGAAUCAGGAAACCUCCUUGGGCAAAAUCUAUACCUCUUUCUUUAAAACGGCAUAAACACCAAGUAUGGUUGGAAUAUAAGGAUGCUCGGACAAAGUUUGGCAGAUCUUCCCCAAUAGCCUUGAGGUUGUGGCAUUCUUUUAAGACAAUAUCUGUUCAAUAUAAAGAUGCUGUCCAUCAAUCUGUAAUUAAAUAUGAAAGAUCUUUAGUUUCUCCCGGAAAUCCUGAUGUUAAACGUUUUCACUCCUUCGUAGCAAGAAGGUUCAGUGUCCUGCUAUUGGACCGCUGUAUGGAGAUAAUGGUUGGUGCGCUGACACAACUGACAUGGCAGAUCUUUUUGUUGAUGCAUUCUCUGGUGUAUUUUCUUCUGCUGACUUAUUGAAUCCUUAUCCUUUUCAGCAUCGUGACAAUUCAUUUAUAUUUAAUAUAUUUAGUUUUGAUAUUUUUAAAAUUGAAAUUAUCCUUUCUAAGCUGAAAUCUUCUGCUUGUUGUGGCCCUGAUGGUAUACCUUCAGUAUUUUUAAAGAGAUGUGCCCCCUCCAUUAGUUAUCCUUUGCUCUUGUUGUUCAGAAAAUCUCUUUUAUCGAUGCAAGUCCCAUCAGACUGGAAAGAUGCUGAUGUUAUGCCACUGUUCAAAGGUGGAAUCCAUUCUGAUCCCCUCAACUAUAGACCAAUCGGUUUGACAUCAUUGUGCUGUAAAUCUUUUGAAAGAAUAAUUGUGUCUCAACUUACUUCUUAUUUGGAAGAUAAUAACUUACUUUCACAGCAUCAGUAUGGUUUUAGAUCGGGUAGAUCAGUUUUCGAGCAACUGUUGUAUACUUAUGACUAUGUGACUCAUUUCUAUGAUAGUGGUAUGUCAGUGGAUAUGAUAUUUUUUUAUUUCAAGAAAGCUUUUGAUGUUGUUAAUCAUAGAUUAUUACUCACAAUGCUGUCUAGUAUUGGGAUUGGGGGGUGUUUGCUGGGAUGGCUGAAAGACUAUUUGAGUGGGAGAAAGAUGUAAGUAGUUGUCCAUGGUAGUAAGAGUUAUGAUAGCGAUCACAGAGUCAUGGAUAAACACUGCAGACAGACACUUUCUCCCAGAAUUAGAGAUUGAAGUGUAUAAGUUAUUCCACCAGGAUCGAAUAGGCAGGAAGGGGGGUGGGGUCGCACUCUUCGUCAGGGACAAUCUUAAAUGUGUCAUUAACAACUCAAUCAAGGUAGUUAGCAAUACAGGAUCCCUCUGGGUAGAAACAAUAGGUAGGAAGGAGAAGCUUGUCAUCGGAGUACUUUACAGACCGCCCAACCUUACCAGGGACAGUAGCCAAGCCCUUUUACAGGAAAUUAGUAGGGCGUCAAGAUAUAGAAAUGUGUGUGUAAUUGGGGAUUUCAAUUAUAGGAACAUAGAGUGGGAUACUUUAUCCGGAGACCAAGAAGCACAGGAUUUGUUAGAUGUGAUACAGGAUAGUUUCCUUAUACAGUUAAUUAGAACACCAACGAGGGAAGAAAAUAUUUUGGAUUUGUUGUUAACUAAUAGAGGACAACAUUGAGGUUGGGGAUUCAUUAGGUAACAGUGAUCAUAAGGAAAUUCGAUUUAAUAUCAAAUGGGAGGAUAGAGUCAGCAGUAACAACACAUUAAUACCUGACUUCAGGAAGGCGGACUACGAGGGGUUAAGAAAGCAGCUGCAGAGGCUUAGGGGAGUGAGAUCAGAGGUACGUCAGGACCCAGAGCAGGGAGGGGCAUUAAUCUCUGGUGAGGUCACUAGUCAGGUCAGUAGCUUGGAGGGUGAGUACAAUAGUCUGGUCAGGGAGAUUAAACUAGGACAGAAACAGAUUAUACCUUACAGGGAAGUCAGAUCAACAGGUAAUUACCCGCGAUGGGUGACAGAAAGGCUAAAAACUGAAAUAGGAAGGAAAAGAGGACUAUAUGUUAGAAUCAAAAGGGGGGAAAUUCAACUAAGGAUAGUUACAAUGAUUUAGCUAGAACAGUAAAAAAGAACACGGGUAUGGCAAAACGUAAUUAUGAGAUUAGAAUUGCCAGGGAAGCAAAGACCAAUUCAAAGGGCUUCUUUCAGCUUUAUAAGACCAAGGUUAGUGACCGACAGUGAUGUGUGCUGCGAGAGGUAUGAGGUGUGGUCUCACCAGCCAUGCGUUAACAUCAAGACCUCCUCGCGGCUUCUGGAACACACCCUGAUCGUGUUCCUGUGCACGGUGUGCCUGGACACCAGCAGGAAGGAAUGGCCGAGUGAGAAGCACGACAAGACGAUCCAGACGGAACCCAGCGUGGAGGAAAAGGCUGCCCAGACAACGGUCGUGCAAGCCGCCCCAGCGAGUGAGCCUGCCCCCAAGAUUGGCGUGGCGGUCCAGACGGAACCCAGCGUGGAGGAAAAGGCUGUCCAGACAACGGUCGUGCAAGCCGCCACAGCGAGUGAGCCUGCCCCCAAGAUCGGCGUGGAGGACAGGGCAGUCCAGAUUGCCCUGUCCCCCAGGGCCGGACUUGAGCGGCGGGACCUGGAGGACAGGAGUAUCCAGACCGAAGAAGCCCGGAGGAAGAAGGCAGUGAAGAUGGAAGUGAAGAAGACUCCGAUCCGCAUUAUAGGCGACAGCAUGGUAAAGAAUGUCCACAUGCAUGUGAAGUGCAAGCUGGAGGGAAGUGGCAUCACCAGCAUGAGUGGUGCACAGAUUACGAACAUCAGGAAGAAAGUCCAGGAAGAAGCUGCCGGAAUGAAGGAUGGCCUCCUGAUCCUACAGGGCGGUGGGAACGGCCUGCAGUAUGUGGGUCAGGAGGACACCAUCAAGGAAGUCAGCGACUCCGUGAAGGCAGCAGAAGGACGAGGCAUGAAAGUGGCAGUAGUGGGCAUCAUGAGAAGACCGAAGGCAGGACCUGACUAUGAGAAGAUGCGACGGACGACAAACAGGAAGAUUCAGGAAGAAUUGAUGAAACUGAAGAUGGAGUGGAUGCAGGAGAAGAAAGGCGACGUUAGCUUCAUCGACCUGGACAAGGCGCUGGAGAGGGACGCAGCGUUCGCUACGAACGGUGUCCACCUUAACGAAGAAGGGAUGAGACGGAUGGGACAGCGGCUGUGUGGGUGAGUGAAAAUGAAGUCCCUCCGUCUGGUAGAGGCUGUAUGAAUGGGCUUGAGUGCCCUAGUGCGGAGAAGUGAAGACACCAACCAGGCGAGUGAAUGCAUGAAAAUUGGAUGUUUGAAUGUGAGAGGCUGGGGUGUGGGGAAGUAUGAGGAUGUGUGCAAGGAGCUGGAUGAAUGGAAGUAUGAUGUGGUAGGUCUGACUGAAACACACCUUAGAGGUAGGGUACAGUCUGAGGAGAGUGAGUAUAUGUGAUGUUAGGAAAGGGCUGUGAAAAACAGACUAUGAUGGGAGGAGGCGUAGCCUUUCUCCACCGAAAGCACUUGAAGAUGGAAGAGUUGGAUGUAGGAAACAGUGCUGGCAGUGAGAAUGUUUUGGCUUUGAGAGUGGAAUGCAAGGAUAGGAAGGGCAGACCAGAGAGAGUAGUAAUGGUUGUUGUGUACAUGACUGUGGAGGGUGAAAGAGCAGUUAGAGAGAACAGGGUGAAGUACAACACCAUUAGGAAAAUUAUGAGGGAGCAUGCAGGAGAGAGAGUGAGUGUUUUAGGCGACAUGAACACACACACGGGUAUGCUAGGUGAACGCAUGAACAGGAAUGGGGAAAUGUUCGCUGAGUUUGCAAGUGAUAUGGAUCUGGAGGACCUGAAUGAAACUAUGGCAGAGGGACGGGUGACCUGGAGUGCGAGAGACCAGGGCCCGUAUCCUCGACAACUAUUAAUACUAAACUUUGUAUUAACUUUCGACUUUGGUAUUAACUUCACUCUCAAAGUGUAUCCUCAACAACUAUUAGCCUAAUACCUACUUUUAACUUUGGUAUUAACUUGAGAGUGCUGGCGAGGACUUCUAAACACUUAAUAGUAAAGUUAAUAGUGAAUCCCAGACCCAUAUCAACAUGGCCACCAGACUUCCUCGUCCAGCCCGCCUCAGCAAUUUAGAGUUUGAUAGGGCGCUUUGGAACUGUAUAACGAUGGUGAACUUGUCAAGACAUACAUAUUAGACCGUGCAGGAAUGGAGUAUGUGACUGAUUUGGUGAGAAGAGAGCUACAAGAUCCAGUUCAAAGGGAGCAUUCCCUCACCCCGGGGUUGAAAGUGAUUUUGACUUAAAGAUACUUGGCUACAGGAAAAAUGCUGCAGUGUUCAAGUGAUGAGUUUGGGGUAAGCCAGAGUAGUGUAAGCAGGGUGAUUGUGGAAACUCUGGCCGCCCUCAGUGACCCAUAGGUAGUCGGGAGGUUUAUCCAGUCUCCCCUUGAUAGGGUGGAGAUCCGUGUAAAGCAAGCAGAAUUCUACCAACUUGCCGGUGUUGUGGGAGUGAUAGACUGUACCCAUGUGAAAAUAAUGGCACCAAAGGAAAACGAUGUAGUUUGUCAACAGAAAAAAAAAAAAUAAACAUAGCUUGAACAUACAAUUAGUGUUUGAUGCCUUUGUUAUUGAUUAAAAUGUGAAAUAUUCGAGUUAAGGAAAACAAAACAUGGGAAAAAAACUUUUAUUUGUAGCAGAAAGGUACACACAUGCAAAUGAAAAAGAUGACAUUAAAAUUGCAUUAAAAUGUCAUUUAGAAUAUGAUUUAUAAUUAUUGCUGCUGGUUAUUCAUAUUGAGAUAAUAAUGGUUGUAAGAAAACUUGUUAGAGACGUCUGCCAGUGUGAGGGAGGAGGAACGAAAGAUCAAGGUGACCACAUCGUGAACAUCAUGACUUAUGAGUGAAGUAAAACGAGGUUACUUGGUUUCUGUUUACAAAGUUCCAAGUGGAAAAACAACUUUAUUGUGAAUUCAGUGUAUACUUUUCUGGAGUAUUGUGUUUACUGAGUGAAUUGGUGACCAAUCUGUUGCUAUUUGAGUCUUGCUUGAAGAUAUUCAUCAUUGGAUUCAAAGCUAUGGUAUUAAUGUGCAAUAGUCAUCAUAACAAAAUACGUAGUAAUUAAUUAUAUAUGUCAACCUAUUUAUUUUCAUGAGAUCAUGGUAUGACCACUGAAAAACAUAGCUUUUUUUAUCUUGGCUCCAUUACAAAUUCAGUAUAUAAUUACUCUAUUAGUGGAAUCUAGUUUUCAGCAUCUUUUAUUAUUAUGCCAAUAUUCUAAGCACUCAGCUUGCAAACAUGCUUAGGUUUAUGUUGUCAGCUUGGGUCGGACUUAGGUGAACACUUUACCAAGUGACCUAAGAUUACUCAAUGCUACCAUAUAGGUAUACUACAUCUUUGAUUGCGAGUUCAUCACAGAGCACUGGAGAGCAGCAUGAGUCUAAUUAGGUGCUAAUGAAUAUCCUGCCUGCAUCACAGACUACAUAAAAUGCAAAUAUGAUCAGUGCCUAAAGGUGUUAUAAGCUAAUGAUGGUAAAUUGACGCCCCUGAUUGUAACAACGCAUCUUGUAACACCCAUGACUGGGUGCCGGUGCAAAUCUCCUCAUUUAACACCGAGAAAUUAAACUAGGCUCUAGGGAACUUGGAAAAAUCCAAGUUAGAGAGUGCUGGCUGUGGAGAUUGAACCAGUGACCUUCGACAUACAAAGCCAUGUCUGUCAGUCGAGCCAAUAAAGGUAAAGGUAAAGUUGGGGCAUACGCUGUAGCAGUGCGUGGCCUCAGUGCUCAUCUCUGUAACAUUGGCCCUUGGGCCUGUGGUGGGAGGGAGCCCAUUACCCUGGGACACAGGGCCAGUGUGACAUCCGGGUUACCACAGUUUCCCCAGGUAGUCAUUUAUUGACCAGCCUGAGAGGGAGGAUGAUCAGCUGGGUGAGUUGCACGCCGACUGCCCAGGCCGGGAUUCGAACCUGGGCCGGCGUAGAAGCCAGGCAUGCUGAGCACUAGACCAUGGAGACGUAUUGGAGCCCAAUCUCAAGUGAACCCACUCACAAUGGCACACAAUUUUUUUCAAGUAAAUUUUGUGCUUUGAAUGAAUUUGCUAACCAUUUCUGUCGAAAAACAGCAGAGAUUAUUUUUCACCCCUUCCACCCUAACCUCCUCAGUAAUAAAAAAAAAGUAACAAAAUCAUAGCCUUGAGGGAGUAAUAUUCAGCCCCAGCAUCAAAAAAUUAUACUGCUGCCCUAUGAAAGGCAUCUCUUAACUCCGAUGAAGUAGGUGGUGACUGUGGUGGAGCAGCUUCAUUGUCAUCCCUUGCAGUGGCAGGUGUCAUUGGGCCAGCAGAUGAUGAAGCAGUGGCUGGUGUCAUAGGGCCAGCAGAUGUUGAAGCAGUGGCUGUGCCGGAGCAGCUGAUGGUAUCUUUUCCACAAGUAAUGAAAAAUGUGUUGGGAUGGUCUCUAG